AGCGAUUCGCCCCACGAUUAUUUCACUUGCCACCUCCCAACAUAGGCACCCUCCUUGGGUAGCCAGGGUAGGGGAACCCAUAAUUGCCUUCAUCACAUGAAUCGCACGUGCCUAAUGCUCUCGUACGGCAAACCACAAAAUCGAAUGCCGUCCACCGCCCUAGAUGGACGGGUCCAAGAAAAGGAAAAGUCCACACAGAGAGAAACGAUGAGCAACCGACGGCGGUGGAGCUGGACCUCCGCCCUGAUCGGCGCCGCCUCCGCCUCGACGGCGGCCACCAUCAUCUGGUGCCGUCCGAGGGACCCCACAUUCCACCUCAUCUCCAUCACCCUCUCCUCCUUCCACCUCAACCUCCCCCACCUCGACGUGGACCUCAACCUCACCGUCCACGUCACCAACCCCAACGUCGUCCCCGUCCGCUACUCCGCCGCCACCGUCUCCAUCUUCUACGCUGGAUCCCGCCUCGGCUUCGCCCAGCUCAACGCUGGCUCCCAGCCCCCUAUGUCCUGCCAGCUCCUCCGCCUACCCGCACGCCUCCACGCCCUCGAGCUCGCCCACCAUGCCCCGGCCCUCCUCGCCGACGCCGCCCGCCGCGAGAUGGCCCUCGACGCCUCCGUUGACAUCUCCGGCACCGCCCAGGUCCUCUGGUGGGCGCGCCGCUUCAGCAUCCACGUCGACAGCCACAUCCUCGUCGACCCCAUCUUCCUCGAGGUCAUCGACCAGGAAAACCACUCCGAGACCCACCUCUACCUCACCUAAUUGUAGCCAUGGAAAACCUGGGAGCACCUAUCUCGUUAUUGUUAAGAAUCAACGCCCUUUCUGAUACAAAUAGUAACUGUUUGAUAAAA
Elaeis guineensis (African oil palm) is the source of this 848-nucleotide messenger RNA. RefSeq lists its product as uncharacterized. Gene Ontology annotation, biological process: response to desiccation; defense response to other organism. The record is from RefSeq and is a predicted model, not a curated record. NCBI's taxonomy places the organism in Eukaryota, Viridiplantae, Streptophyta, Magnoliopsida, Arecales, Arecaceae.